Laccaria bicolor S238N-H82 is the source of this 969-nucleotide messenger RNA. RefSeq lists its product as uncharacterized. Lineage: Eukaryota; Fungi; Basidiomycota; Agaricomycetes; Agaricales; Hydnangiaceae. The transcript has 8 exons. The record is from RefSeq and is a predicted model, not a curated record. The coding region runs from base 1 to 969 and encodes 322 amino acids.
AUGAACUGGCCGUCAUUACUCAUCACGAUUGAAGGGUUGUUGCAUCGCCGACAUUUCAAGACCGAAGGAGCCCACUGCCGUGCUUUCGCCUCAACGGCUCUUUUCACAGGCUUACAAGCUUCAGCUUCGGAAACCUGCUCGAUCCCUGAUUUGAAUCGAAUCUUCAACACGUUUAACGUCCGUCCCCCCAUCUCCACAAAUAGUCGUCGCGCCUUACACGAAUCGAAUACUCUGGGUCGUGCAUAUUGUGGGAGUGACAUUUCGCUUGGCGAGCACGAGAAGGAAAGCAGCAGACUAGCUAUCAGUGGUGAUAACGGUCACCGGUCGCCCUUGAUCUUCUCAGGUGCCAAUCACUAUUUGAUUAUAACAACCGGUGUUAUCAGGCAAAGACUUGGUUCACUACCAAAUUUUGCUUCGGACUUCUGCCGUUCGGAGCAUGAGUCUUCCUUUGUGGUCAACUCCCACUUGAAUCUUCGGGAGGGCUGGGAUACUGUCCUCCGACCGUUUGGCGCUCAAAACUCCCUCGGAAUUUGGAAGAAUAUUCAUUUUCUCUUGCAUUUCUCAGGCUGUCACGCUCUUCCAAGAAGUUUCGGUGUAUCGCUCACACGAACUGUGACUGUUCUUCAUCCAGUUCUCAAAGAGUCGUUAUCUGCAAGCUAUCGAAAAGGCGGUGGAAAACGCGAAAUUUUUGGACUGUUGAGGCAACGGGCCAUUGCCAACGGCUAUUAUAGACCGCUCCAAAGUGCUAAAUCUGCAUUUGAUUAUCCUGAACAAUGGGGUCUAUCACAGGUUCUCCAAUGGGUUUGGGGCGUCAUGAUCACACACCUCGAGGGUGAUAGCCCUACGCAGCCCCUCAUAAAUAUAGAAGCCAUACCUCUGCUGAAUGCCCCCCCCACGAUGUCUUCUGCCAUGGAAUAUGAUACGAUCGUCUUCGGCCUGGCUGCUACAAAGUCAUACCGAUUGACAUGA